AUGAAUGAACAUUUGGCCAACAUUAAUUUUCCAGAAUUGUUCCGUGACAAAUCGCUCAUCGAGAAGGUCCAAUUACUUCAUAACGUGAUUGAUAAUGCUAUUCACAAUUUUGUUCCAACUCACAUCGUCAAGCACAACGUAAAAUGUCCCUGGAACAACAAAUUACUGCAAGCACUGAAGAACAAAAAGAACAAGGCCUGGAAAAAUUUCAAACGUACAGGUGAAAGAGACCGCUUCGAUUCGGCAUUCGAAAACUUCGAUCAACUAAAUACUACGUUGUACAACAUUUACGUGGAGAAGAUGAAAACGUCAUUGAAACGAAAUCCAUCAUCGUUUUGGCAAUAUGUCAACUCUAAAAAGAGCACCGAUAACAAACCAAAAGUGCUGCAACUUGGUGAUGACCGCACAUCGAACGAAACUGAACAGGCUGAUUUGUUUGCCAAAUUUUUCAGCGACAAUUAUGAUGCUCAACAAUCAACGAUGACUCAUCAUCAACAUCAACUAGAUGAUUCCACUGUACACAAUGACUUUCAGCUCAGUCAUGCCUUCGUACUUGAAGAACUUUUGGCUACCAACUGUAAAAAGGGUGCUGGACCAGAUGGCAUCCAUCCACUCUUGCUGAGGGGGUGUGCUCAUCAGCUUGCAAUGCCACUCACCAUUAUUUUUAAUGAAUCAUUAUCAAGUGGCCAAUUUCCAAACAAAUGGAAACGUUCAAGUGUUACGCCAAUUUUCAAGAAGGGUGCUCGAUCAAAAAUUGAAAAUUAUAGACUUAGUAAAGCAUUGGAUAAAGUCUGUCAUGACAAGCUAUCAAGCAAACUGGGUACAUUCAAUCUUCCGAUCAAUUUUAUUUCGUUGCUGAGAUCGUAUUUAUCGGGCAGAAGCCAAUUCGUUAAAUAUGGCAACAGCGAAUCGGCUGACUUCAACGGCACAUCGGGCGUACCGCAGGGCAGUCAUCUUGGGCCGACACUAUUUCUACUAUUUAUAAACGACAUCGUGUACGACAUGGAUGAUGUUUUCAUCUCACUAUUUGCCGAUGAUGUCAAAAUAGCCAAAAUGAUUAAAACCGAGCAUGAUGCCAACGUCUUGCAACAAGCUAUUGACAAGUUAAAAAGAUGGGGUAAAUCGAUCACAACUACAAAUUACACCUAUGGCGACCAUGUGUUUGACCGUGUGACGGAGCACAAAGAUUUGGGUACCAUUAUAGAUAGUAAAUUGUCAUUUGCCAAACACAUUGAUGCUAUCACAUCCAAAGCAACGGCUGCCCUUGGUUUUGUCAAAAG
This is a messenger RNA of Contarinia nasturtii (swede midge), 1280 nucleotides long. RefSeq lists its product as uncharacterized. The record is from RefSeq and is a predicted model, not a curated record. Lineage: Eukaryota; Metazoa; Arthropoda; Insecta; Diptera; Cecidomyiidae. The annotation marks the transcript as partial. The transcript has 3 exons.